Hyaloperonospora brassicae is the source of this 864-nucleotide messenger RNA. The record is from the annotation of a GenBank genome assembly. Lineage: Eukaryota; Oomycota; Peronosporomycetes; Peronosporales; Peronosporaceae.
AUGAACGUCGUGACGGAGAUCCAGCGUCUGAACGAGCGCGAGCUCGAGCUGAACGUGCCGCUCUCGGGGUCGUGGCACGCCAAGUACCGCGACUCGGCGUGGAUCUUCAUCGGCGGCCUCUCGUUCGAGCUGUCCGAGGGCGACGUGCUGUGUGUGCUGAGUCAGUUUGGCGAGGUCGAGGACCUCCACUUAGUGCGCGACCGUAAAACAGGCAAGUCGCGCGGGUUUGCUUUCCUUAAGUACGACGACCAGCGCAGUACGAUUUUGGCCGUGGACAACCUCAACAACUGGAAGCUGCUGGACCGCGUGCUGCGGGUGGACCACGUGCUGAAGUACAAGUUGCCGCAGGAGCUGCAGGACGACAGCGACGCGGACAGCAGCGACGAAGAACGAGGAGGAGGCGGCACUGGCCACGAGCGACGGCGGUCGAGAGGACUGCCGGGACACGCGUACGAGGGCAAAGCACUCGCGUCGGACUUUGAUUUGCACAGGGGCGUCGACGUGUUUGCUGCUGCUAAGCAGAAGACGGGGGAGAAGAAGCAGAAGACGGAGAAGAAGCAGAAGAAGAAGGAGAAGAAGGAGAAGCAGGAGAAGAAGGAGAGUGUGGAGCAGAGGCAGCAGCAAGUGGUGGCCCACGUGCUGGCAAAGCGGCGGGAGCAGAGGCAGCAGGAAGAGCGAGAGGGGGUGUCGAGCGACGGGAAGGAAGUUGUGGUGCAGCCGAGUGCGACGGGGUGGAGGGGGAGGCUCGAGCCGUCGGCGAAGCGGCCGCGACGCGAGUGCGAGGAAGAAGGACAAGAGCCAGAGCGGGAGGGACGAGGGAAGCAGCGGUGCACAGGCUACGGAGGCCUGAGUCGCACUCGGUAA